Pyrenophora tritici-repentis Pt-1C-BFP is the source of this 669-nucleotide messenger RNA. Its product is annotated as FAP multi-domain protein. Lineage: Eukaryota; Fungi; Ascomycota; Dothideomycetes; Pleosporales; Pleosporaceae. The record is from RefSeq and is a predicted model, not a curated record.
AUGAUACUCAUAGUAGCAAUCCCUAGCUACUACCUCACCUCCUCCUACGCCUUCACGCCCUCCCCAAAAACCCACCCCACAACAAGCACCCGCUACAUCGCCCUCGGCCCCACCGCGUCCUCCUCCCUCGCAACGCGCAACCACAAAAUCGCAAAAGACGUGUUAACCUGGGGCUGGCUCGUCUACUCCGCUGACACAUCGCUCCCCGGAAACGCAGCCUGGUUCGCGAAAUAUCAGGCCGCGGCAAAGGAUAAGGGCUGGGAGGAGGAUCUUUGGCGGAUCUGGCAGAGCGAGCAUGGUGUUAGGAUUUUAGCUAGGGAGAAGGUGAGGAGGAAGGGGGAGCGUGGGGUGAGGGGAAUGGUAGAGAGGGUGGCAGGGUGGGUUAGAAGGGAGAUUGAUUGGAGGGGAGUAAGGGAGGGGGUGUUGAGGGAGUGGGAGGAGCAGAGGAGGGUGGCGAGAGGGAAGGGGGAUGAGAAAGAGGGAGAAGUGGAAAGGCAAGUGAAGAAGAGUGAGUCGAUUAUUUCGCUAAAGGGGUCUUUUAUGCAGAGGAUUGAGGGGUUGACGGGGACUAAGGAGAUGGAGGAAGGGUGGGAGAGUGAUAUAUUACCAACGGUGUUGCUGAUGGAUUCGGUAUUGGAGGAUGGUAACCCGUUUUUCCUGGCAAAUUAG